UACACCACCACGGCCCUAAUCCCCUUUUACGAGGACACCACGGGCAGCGGGGUCGACUGGUCGACCAAUGUGCACGUCACGGUGAGGAUGGGAUCCACGAUGGGGCACAGCUACCGGCCCAUCGUCGACACGGGCACGCAGGGCAUGGUGUUCUCAGCGCCCGAGAUGGAUUACGACUUCAACACCCCCUGUGAAGACCAGGGCACGCCGGGCUGGCAGUUCCUGUCGAGCAGCAACCUGCUGUACGAAGGCUGCUGGGUGCCGCGGGACUUCUACUUCAACGUCGGCGACCCCGCCAACCCCGUCGUCAAAGCCAGCGUGCCCAUCCUAGCCAUGAUGUACAAGUCAGAGUGCCCGACGUUCGACAUCGCAUCCACAACAGGCCACUGCCCCAACGCCAGCGUGCCGCGCAUCGCCAACGCGACCGGCACGCGCAUGAUGGGUGUCGGCUGGGGCCGCCAGUACGACGGCCUGCCGCAGGGCACCCCCGACAAGAACCCGCUGCGCAACAUCGUCAGCGUCGGCACGCAGAGCAUGGACCCCGCCACCGCCUACUCGGCCGGCUACGUGCUCGACAGCCACGGGCUGCGCGUCGGGCUGACCGACGCCAACACUGCCGGAAUCUCGUGGUACGCACUCGAGGCACACGCUAGCAUCCCCGGUGAGUACCGCGAGGCGCGCGCGUGCAUCGCCGUCGACGGCGCGACGCCCUGCGUGCCCGGCCACGCCGUCGUCGACACGGGGAUCGGCCAGAGCUACUUGCGCAUGCCGGCCGGCACGGCGCUGCGGUUCGUGUCGGGCCGCAGCGGGCGCCUGGUCGAUACCAGCGCUGUGCGCAUCGACUUUGGCGCGCCCGGAUCGACGGCUGUCGCCACGGAGUCGUUUACGCUCGGCUCGCCCGGUUCUCCCGAUGUCAAUCCGGACUAUGUUUCGGCUGUGUUCCGGGACCCGGCGCUGACGUACAUCAACACGGGCCGCCACGCGUACCGCGCGUUUGUGACGGCGUUUGAUGGUAGGAACGGCCGCUAUGGC
Molecule: messenger RNA, 1032 nt
Organism: Lasiosphaeria miniovina
Lineage: Eukaryota; Fungi; Ascomycota; Sordariomycetes; Sordariales; Lasiosphaeriaceae
Exons: 1
Source: RefSeq, a predicted model, not a curated record